AGUCCAACUCACAUUUCGUCUAAAACUAAAACCCCUCCAAAACCUCCAAUCUGAUUAUCCUCUCUCUGAGCUUGAACCGUGUCUGUGUGAGUAGCUCAAGGCCGAAGCUCCCAUUCCCAUGGUCCAAUCAAUGUCCAAAUUCUCUAUUCCCUCCCUUUUUUUAUUAACUUCCACACCGCCUUAAACUCUCUACCCAUUCAACUUCUAACUUCUUCCUCUUCUUCAAUAAUGGCUUGUGUGCUCCCAGUACCCGACAUUUCCGGACCUCUUGUCUUGAAGCUCAGCUCGUCUCCGAGGAAUUGGACACUGUUCGGGGUCCGGUGCCGCCCUUUCCACUGCAGAACCAAACAUUCUUCACUUUCACUUCCACUCACCAAGGCUGUCUACACCCAGGGCCUCUUGGUCUCCGGACCCGCCAAACCAAGAGAGAAGACGGAGCCCGACCCAGAUCCCAUUUCGGCGCUGAACGAGAGGAUUCGCCGUGAUCGCCGUGACUAUAGCGAGCGAGAUGCUUCCAGAACGGCUAUGAACUCGGAGGAGGCCGAGAAGUACAUUCGGCUGGUGAAGGAGCAGCAGCAAAGGGGCUUGCAGAAGCUCAAGGGUGGGGGCGGGAGCGGGGGCGGUGGUGGUGGGUUUAGUUACAAGGUGGACCCCUAUACUCUUCGUUCUGGGGAUUAUGUUGUGCACAAGAAGGUGGGUAUUGGGCGUUUUGUUGGGAUUAAAUUCGAUGUUCCCAAAGGCUCUACGGAGCCAGUUGAGUAUGUGUUUAUAGAAUAUGCAGAUGGGAUGGCAAAGCUUCCUGUCAAGCAGGCGUCUCGUUUGCUCUAUCGAUAUAAUCUCCCAAAUGAAUCAAAAAGACCCCGGGCAUUGAAUAAAUUGAAUGACACUAGUGUAUGGGAGAGAAGAAAGAGUAAAGGAAAGGUAGCGAUUCAGAAAAUGGUUGUUGACUUGAUGGAGCUGUAUUUGCAUAGGCUGAAGCAAAGAAGGCCUCCCUACCCAAAGAGUCCUGCUAUGGCUGAAUUCACAGCUCAAUUUCCAUAUGAACCCACACCAGAUCAAAAACAGGCCUUUGUUGAUGUGGAGAAGGAUUUGAUAGAGAGAGAAACUCCAAUGGACCGAUUAAUCUGUGGAGAUGUUGGGUUUGGUAAAACUGAAGUUGCCAUACGUGCCAUCUUUUGUGUAGUCUCAGCAGGGAAGCAAGCUAUGGUUCUAGCACCCACAAUUGUAUUAGCCAAACAACACUUUGAUGUCAUUUCAGAGCGAUUUUCUAUAUAUCCUGAUAUCAAGGUUGGACUCCUGAGCAGGUUUCAGACCAAAGCAGAGAAAGAGGAGCACCUGUCCAUGAUUGAAAAUGGUCAACUGGACAUUAUUGUUGGGACUCAUUCACUUCUUGGAAGUCGUGUUGUGUACAAUAAUCUAGGUCUUCUUGUGGUCGAUGAGGAACAGAGGUUUGGUGUCAAGCAGAAGGAGAAGAUUGCUUCAUUUAAAACUUCAGUUGAUGUUCUUACUCUCUCAGCAACCCCUAUACCAAGAACCCUUUAUUUAGCAUUAACAGGGUUUCGUGAUGCAAGUUUGAUUUCGACACCACCUCCAGAACGAGUACCUAUAAAAACUCACCUUUCAGCAUAUAGCAAGGAAAAGGCAAUAUCAGCCAUCAAGUAUGAGCUGGACCGUGGUGGCCAAGUUUUUUAUGUUCUGCCUCGUAUAAAAGGACUUGAAGAAGUGAUGGAAUUUCUUGAACAGUCAUUUCCAAAUGUUGAAAUAGCCAUUGCACAUGGACAGCAAUAUUCAAAGCAGCUUGAGGAAACCAUGGAGAGAUUUUCACAAGGUGAAAUUAAGAUCCUUCUAUGCACAAAUAUUGUGGAAAGUGGACUUGAUAUUCAAAAUGCAAACACCAUCAUAAUUCAGGACGUUCAACAAUUUGGCCUAGCUCAGUUGUACCAGUUGCGUGGAAGGGUGGGGCGCACGGAUAAGGAAGCUCAUGCACACUUAUUUUACUCUGAUAAGUCAGUACUUUCUGAUCAAGCACUGGAGAGGCUUUCAGCUCUAGAAGAAUGCCGCGAACUAGGCCAAGGCUUUCAACUUGCAGAGAGAGACAUGGGUAUUAGAGGUUUUGGUACCAUCUUUGGUGAGCAACAAACAGGUGAUGUCGGAAAUGUAGGCAUUGAUCUCUUCUUUGAGAUGCUCUUUGAGAGCUUGUCCAAGGUUGAAGAGCAUCGUGUAAUUUCAGUUCCCUACCAAUCUGUUCAGAUUGAUAUAAAUGUAAACCCUCAUCUAUCUUCUGAGUACAUAAAUUAUCUGGAGAACCCUAUGGAAAUAAUUAAUGAAGUUGAGAAAGCUGCUGAGGAGGGCAUCUGGAGUUUGAUGCAAUUUACAGAGAAUCUGCGCCGCCAAUAUGGAAAAGAGCCUUACUCCAUGGAGAUUCUAUUGAAGAAGCUUUAUGUGAGGAGAAUGGCAGCAGAUCUGGGGAUAAGUAGAAUCUAUGCUUCAGGAAAGAUGGUUCGCAUGAAAACAAACAUGUCUAAGAAGGUUUUCAAGUUGAUAUUGGAUUCGAUGGUGUCUGAUGUUCAACGAAAUUCAUUGGAUUUUGAGGGCGAUCAAAUUAAGGCAGAACUUCUUUUAGAGCUACCAAGAGAACAACUCCUGAAUUGGAUAUUCCAAUGCUUGGCUGAACUUCAUUCUUCACUACCAGCCUUAAUAAAAUACUAAUUCUUUCUAAAGGAGGAAGGGAAAAACAAUUUUGGACUUGCUCUAGUCUUUGGCACUUUACUCACUGUGUGCUUCAAGAUUGGAUAUAUCAUAUAUGCAUUGGGUGGGAUCGUGGAAAUUACAGUUGAGAAUCUCUCCAUCUCUGAUGCUUUUGCGACCUGGGGUUGCAAGCUUGUGAUGCCUUUGCAUAAAUCAAAUGAAAUUAUACCAAGUCAGAACCAACUAAUGCAACUUAUCUGUACUUUAUGAACAUAUUCUUCUGGUGAUCUUGGUGGCCGGAUCAGAACCAGCAAGUCAUUCAUGUCAAAGUUUUUGCAGGGGGGAAAUUUACGUGUGACCUGCUUUACUUCAAUUUGUACUUGGAGGGGAACUACUUCACUGUGAAAAGAACGCAGAUUGGCUUGGGAAAAAUCGAUAUAUCCUGGACUAGUAGAAUGUAGCCCUUGCAUUGGGAAAGAAGUGUAUACCGUAGUUGUUAUAUUAUAUAGAAGCAUUGAUUUGGGUAACCUAUUGUGAUUCAUUAAGUCACCAUAGAUUCUCCAGAAACGGAGGUCUCGUAACCAUAGGUGCCUUCUUUUUUUUUUUUUGUGUGGGGUUUUUGGAUAAAUCAUAGUUUUAGUUACGAGGGUAUAUGCUAUUCUGUGUAAUUAAUUGGGGAAUCAUUGUUGUAGUAAAGCAGGUGAAUUGUUCAAAAAAAUAUCAGAGUGUAGAGGCUGAAAAUUGGUGGUCCA
Molecule: messenger RNA, 3440 nt
Organism: Corylus avellana
Lineage: Eukaryota; Viridiplantae; Streptophyta; Magnoliopsida; Fagales; Betulaceae
Product: DEAD/DEAH box helicase
Molecular function (GO): nucleic acid binding; ATP binding
Source: RefSeq, a predicted model, not a curated record